AUGCAAAACCAACCGGAUCUAGCUACUCUGGAAGACCUACCAAACGAGAUCCUAGUGACCAUCCUCUCGACCUUCCCCACGAACCACCUCCUGGUAUGGGUGAUCGUGUCACGACGCUUCCACUCCCUAAUUCUCCGCAUCCUACACUUCCGACUCCUCCUCGCGGCGGCCCUCCCCGACUGCAAACUCAUCCUGGAAGCCUACCACCCAAGCCGCACCUCCGCCGGCAACGCCUACCUGUACUGCACGUACCUAGGCACGGACGGGCUGAGCUCGAAGCACGAAGGCGAAGGCAGCCUGUACGCGGACUGCGCGGGCGAGGAAGGACGGUUCGCGAAACUCGGCGCCCUGUACAGCCGAUUCCGGCCGGAGCGGCCGACGGUGACGGCGUCGAUGCCGCUGCGACGCAUCGCGGGCAUCGCGCCCGCGCAGUCGCUCGCCGGCGAGACCACCCAACCCAUCUACGCGGACAGCGGCGACGGCGGGUCGACCAAGGUCGCGCACGUCCUGAACCUCGAUGCCGACGAGCUGUUCGGCCAGUUCUGCGCCUAUCCCCAAUUGGUGCGCUUCGGCCCUCGCAGGGGCGUCUUCCUCAGCAGUUCCCAUAUCGUCCAGCAUGGCCAGGGCGUCAUGCGCGUCUGGAAGCACUGGUUGCAGGAUCGCGCCCUGGAGUUGUGGCAUCAGCAACAACAGCAAGAGCAACAGCAAGAGCAAGAGCAGCAGGAGAACGGACAGGAUCCAGGACAAGCCCACCUCAUUAGGUCGGCCACGAUGAGUUGUCCGACUAUAGGUGCGGAUAAGAAUAUCCUGUGGACGGACUAUAAAAAGAACGUCGGCUUGAGGGUCGCCGUACGAGAACGUGAGGGCCGGCUGUACGGCAAGACGCCCGACGAGUAUAACGACUCGCCGAUGAGUUUCCUCAUCGAGAUUCAAGAACUGGUAGUUCGAACGACACACCUCAUGCUCGCAGUGGAGACAUUUAUACAGGACCAGGAGAAACGAACAGGUAAAACUCUCGUGUUUGGCAAUUUCGCCACCGCUGCAGCCUUGCCUACGGGCACGUGA
This is a messenger RNA of Exophiala bonariae, 1065 nucleotides long. RefSeq lists its product as uncharacterized. The transcript is spliced from 3 exons. The record is from RefSeq and is a predicted model, not a curated record. Gene Ontology annotation, molecular function: protein binding. Bases 1 to 1065 code for a protein of 354 amino acids. Lineage: Eukaryota; Fungi; Ascomycota; Eurotiomycetes; Chaetothyriales; Herpotrichiellaceae.